Molecule: messenger RNA, 324 nt
Organism: Clupea harengus (Atlantic herring)
Lineage: Eukaryota; Metazoa; Chordata; Actinopteri; Clupeiformes; Clupeidae
Product: coiled-coil domain-containing protein 106-like
Source: RefSeq, a predicted model, not a curated record
AUGAAUAGGCGGCGAGACCCUGCAAGUGUUCUCAUCCGCUACCAAAAGAUCUUGGUGACCUACCAGAAGCUGAAAAGCAUGUCCAAAGCCUUCCAGGUGCAUGGCAUCAACCGUAACACAGUAGCUUCCACCACGCCCAUUGCGGAGCUCCUGGUGGCUCCCGAGAAGCUGCCUGAGGUGGGCGAGUUCGACCCAUCCAAGGAGAAGCUGCUCGAUUACGCGCGUUGCUACAAGGCAUUGGACAAGGCUUCGCUGGCCAAAGUGCAGGCCCUGAAGAAGAACAACCUCCUCCUGCCCAUCUCCUACCGCUUCAGGAACUCUUAA